AAAACAAACGUCAUGGUUCGACUAUUGUGUCGUAGUUGGCCUUCAAGUCACUCAGCUUUGUUUGCACGCGAGUACCGUCAUCUUUGCUCACCUACUUGUUGACCCUAUGAGAGAAUAUAUCACAAUCGUUACAGACGUCAUUUUUUUUGGGAACUAAAUAGAUCAAAUCUGGCAAUGCUAAACCUUAAGUGCAAGUAUGGUGGAUUUCCUGCAAGGUUGGGUUAAGUAGCGGAUCUGUGGACCCUUCUUGAGCAAUCUUCGCCUCAAGUUGGAUUUCGCCGCAAUGACCGAACCUUUAGAACCGUCGGCUGGGAGGAGAAUGAAGGCCCGGGCCCCACCACCACCAGCGCCCCCUCGUCAUAUUUUUGCAAACAGUCUGCCUGACGCAGGCGGGACACUAGGCAUGGAGUCCAAAGAGAACAUAAUGAGACAGACUGUGGAGUUCCAAUUGACUCUACCCCAGGGAUACCAGACAUAUGUAACAGAGGAUGGGAGUAAGCCGCUGAUGGACUUGCUGGUUGACCUGUGUAGCCGCUACCAUCUAAAUCCAGCACUGCACACCCUGGACCUCUUGUCGCCUGAAGGCCACUCGUUGGGGUUCAAACCCAACCUGUUGCUGGGCUCCCUCAAUGUGGCCGGUGUCCUCAUCACGGAGAAAGUCUGCGAAGAGAAAGUGGUGCGCAGACCGGCACCGAAAGUUCCUGAGAAAACAGUGCGUUUGAUGGUGAACUAUCACGGCACCCAGAAGGCAGUGGUACGGGUCAACCCACUGGAACCCCUCCAGGCCCUGAUACCAGUCAUCUGUGAAAAGUGUGAAUUUGACCCUUCAUGUAUCCAGCUGCUUAAGGACAGCAUCAGUCACCAAAAGUUACCGCUGGAUCAAUCUUUAACACAGCUGGGAAUUAAGGAGCUCUAUAUUCAUGAUCAGAGUCUAGUUCUACAGCCUAAAAUGGCUUCAACGCCAGCUCUAAACUGUUCAGACACCAUCUACUCGAGCACUAACAGUUUGGACAGGGGGAGUAAGAAAGGUCUUUUGGGCUUUCUCCAGCUUGGCAGGAGGAAAUCCAAGACAGACAGCACAUCUUUGGGCAUGGAUGACACUAAUGAUAAAAUAAUCCAGAAUGAAGAGCAAAGAUCCGCACUAUCAACAGUUCAAGGUGUUCCCAACAAAGUGGACCAACCUAGCACCGUUGGCUCAUCUCACUCAGUGAUGAACGAUUUCAGGACAUCACCGAAGUGUGACACCAAAAAGAGGAGGGCACCAGCACCCCCUCCAGGGUCCCUGACCUCAACGAGAAACAGUCUUUUGGAGGGUUGUCAUAUGGGCUCUGUGUCAGAAAGCCAGCAGAGGAAACGAAGGGCUCCAGCCCCCCCUUCGAGCCUGGAUUCCAUCACCUCUUAUGAUGCAUCUCCUUCUGCUACUCCCACCCCUGAUAGCCAAGCAAGUGAAAAACAUUCUCCAGGCUUCCGCACAAAGAUAUCAGAGUCAACCACAAUCUCUUCCUCCUCUGUAAAAAGAACAGGGAAGCCCCAAUCCCCAAAGAUCGAUGUUCAACCUCCAUCUCUUCCUACUCUUGCGCUUAGCAGCACCUCCCCAACGCCAAGCAGUAGCACUGCUGACAGCCAGGUUCUUCAGGACUCUAGCUCUGAACUCAGCCAUAGCCUUGACUCCGAUCUUGACACAGAUGAUUCAGUUUCCCAUUAUAGCUCCCUCACCAGCAGUAAUGCAAGCGGAUCAGUGCAUAACAAACCCUUCACAAAAAGACCUACUACCAAAAUUAAGCAGUUAGAUGAGGUUAGCAGUGGGAUGGGUAAACUGGAAAGUGGGCCUGCUUUGAGCAGGAUUUCCAGGACAGAGCGUGAAUCGGUCCUGAACCUUACACCGGAUGAAGUUGAGAAGAACAGAGACAGCACAAUGGGAACAACUGGUUACCCAGCGCCACCCAAGCCCCGUCGUUCACCAGCCUGGGAGAACCCUACCUUAGCCACCCCUUCACUUGAACCUACAGAAAGCAGUGCCUCACAGCGCACCAUGGAAGAAGAAGAAGAUGCUUCCCAGUCUUGGCUCCAUUCUAUGAACUGCAUUGGAGCCAAUGUCCAGGCCCCUGAAACUUUGUCCCUGGGAAAUAGCAGCAUUGACAGCAGUCUACCAGAUCAAGGUUAUGCCGCUUCUGAGGGAAUGGUAGAUGGUGAGCGGUCAGCCCUGGUGAGCUCCCCAUGUGACAUCCAUCACACAUCCGCAGAUAGGAAUUUGUAUUUGGAGAGAAGUUCUGUAGGCAAAAGAGAGCGAUUGCCUGUCCGAGACAUUUCCAGCGACAGUGAUGAAGGAUGUACCACCUGGGGAUCAAAUAACAGUUGCAGUCAAAGCAACCUCCAGGCAAAGUCAAGGAAUAUAAAUACCUUUGAAGAGAAAUACAAAUGGCUCCAUCAGAUGAGCCUGGAAGCAGACCUUUCAGUGAUUCAUGAUGUGCCUGUGGUGGACAUGAAUGUCCCGGUCACUGCCAUAGAUGAAAUACUGGAAGACUAUAAACCUCUUGUCGAAGACAAAAAGGCAACAGUACUUGCUGGGAUGAAGUUAACGGAUCGUAACGAUUCAGAGAGUACUUCAGAGUGGCGCAACAAAAACAAUAAUGCUUACACAGCUGCUUCCACUACAAAAAGUAGUAUUCAGAAUGCUAAUCUUGAUCAGCAUAGCAUCCCACUGGGAAAUAGGUCAAGUGGGUAUACAAAGGAAAAGAAAAAUGAAGAUCUGAAAGACGAUACGCAAAGACUGUCAACAGUGAAACCUUGCAAUUCCCCGGAACACAGCAAAAGCACGAUAACUCACAGAUCUGAUAUCGUCACAAAGAGUAACACUCAUCGUUUACACGAGGACGGUGUUGUCCUGCCCCGAGCCAUCCAGAGGUCAUUGUCCACAGAAAAAGUAGAUACGAACAGUGUUCACCAAAAUAACUCCAGCUCAAAUACGUUGCCUAGGAAAGUCACUUGCAACCCCACCUCUCGAUUUGGUAUGAAAACAUUCACUGUUGUUCCUCCCAAGCCUUCUGUCAUGCAAGGUGGAACGCAAAAUGCGUCUGCCAAAUCAACUGCUAGUGCUAUUAAAAUUGAUGAGCAAGGAAAUAUUAUGAAAUCGUUUGAUCACCACAACCGAGUAGUUGAUGCAGCAGAAUCAGGAAUUACCAGAAGUGAGGAGUGUCCACUUGUCGAAAAAGCCAAAGCCUUUUGGAGCUGUAGUGAAAGACAAGAACGUGCUCUUCCUUGUAGCUCAGGUGUGACUGACAAGGCCAAGGGGAGCUUUGAAAACAUUAAAAAUACUCGCAAUGCCGUAACUCCAAUGAACACAGACAGACGAGAAGUCUUGAAAACACAACACACAAUUAUGAAUACUGCAGUCAGCGCUGCGAUGAAUAGUGCAAAUGAGCCACAAGCAAAAAUGGGUAAAGAUGUUUCAGUAUAUGAAAGAAUUAAGCAACCACAACCAACACUCCGUUCAGACGUUCCUGCCUUCCUCAAACCAGCCAGACGUACUUCCAGCCAGUAUGUGGCAUCUGCCAUCAAUAAAUACGCCCCAAGGACAUCAAAAAAGCCCAACAUUGCGUCUGCUCCUUCCCAGUCUUCUUCUUCAACGCAAAAUGUUGCCUUCCAUUCACUGGGCCACUCCAUACAAGUCAAUCCACGCCAGUCCUCCAAGAUAUCAUUGACAGAUAAUAAGUUAAAUAACACUAGUCUUUGCCAUACUUUUCCUGCGAGGUCUAUGAGCUUCCCUGGAUUUGUGUCAGAAAGCCAGAGAGAAGUUAGAGAAGACAAGGAAGGAAAUCAUGAAUCCAUCAACGGAAGCUCACGUUCACUAGGACCAGUAUCAGACAGAAUUAAACACUUUCAGUCAAGUGCUCCCACUCAAAUAUCUUUAACUGAACACGAUACUCGAGAUGGUAAGGCUAAUCGGUGUGGAAGCCCCAGCCCAUCAAUCAGCUCUUAUCAACAAUCAACUGCCAAGCCCAAGACAAAGCAAGCAAUGCCAGAACCUUCACGAAGUAUGUCAGAAAACAGUGUUCUCCCUGGAUCUUCACGUAGUAUGUCAGACAGUGGUGUCCUCCCUGGAGCUCCACCUGGGAACGUGUUCGGACCAGUUAAAAAGUUUAAGCCAGUAGUGUGUCGAUCUGUUGAGAAAGAGACUUGUCUGCACAGUAACCUAAUGGAGGCCAUCCAGGCAGGAGGAGGCAAGGACAAGCUUAGGAAGAUCUCUUCAUCUGGUGCCCAAAGUGCGAAAGAGGCCUCUCCUGACGAGAAUGAGAGGGCUGCUCUUCUUUCCGCUAUUAGAGCCCAGAGCAACACUGGCAGGCUGAGUAAGACCAAAUCUGGUGCUUCUGAUGAGUUAGAAAAGUUCAGGUCGGCUUCAAAAGAGGACCAAAGGCCAGACACUUCCUGUUCUCCCUCACCAAUUUCUUUGACUUGCCCUUCUCCUGUCUUUGCAACAUUUCCACCACAAUCCACGAUAGCACCUUCUCCUCGUCCCGUGCUCUUGCACCAGUCUAAGCCAACCACUAUGGAUCCUCCAUCCGCCUUGGCCAGGGAAGCGAUCAUGGAGGCCAUCCGCUCUGGAUCUGCUGCUGAAAGGCUAAAAAAGGUUGCAGUGCCCACAAAGACAGUCCAAGUGAAUGGCAGGCUCAGAAAAGUGCAUGCAACGUCCCCCAAUCAUCCCUAGGAAUAAACACACCACUAAAAGUAAAACAUUUCCCAAAUUCUUUGUUGGUUGUGUUUUACCGCAGAGCUUUGGAGAUUUAAAACACUGGUCAUGUUCAGUCAAUGUUAGCGAUCUUUAUGCAUGAUGUAAGGCGGAUAUAAGAGGGGGAAAAAACAUUUUGCAUCUUAUAAAGUUCUUGACAGCACUUAUAUGACAACAUGACAGGAAAUUGUUAUUUUGAGUGUAGUUUUGAAUGCCGUCCUACCGGAGGAAUGUUUUGUUGCACACACUUGUCUGAUAUAAGCUGUCGCAGGUGAAAGGUAUGACUCAUUUCAUUUGUACAACCAGAGCUAUUUGUCUGCUCACUCCUGGCGGCCUUUGGGGAAAUUGUGUCCAUCUCGAUAAAACAACAACUUGCUUGCUAUCUUUACUCUAGCUUUUGGGGUUUUAAUUGAAGCGUUCUACAAAAAUAAGUGCCAAUGAAAGCAACAUCUUUCACAUGGUUUGUGCUACUUCCAUAGCCUGUUCUUUUGCUCUGCUUGUUUUAUUUUUGUUUACCACAGCUGAGACUUGGAUGCCUUCUAGUGUUGUGUUGCUCAGUGUUAUGUACAAAAAUGUUUUCUGUUAGCAUUCCAAAUGUCGUGCAAUACGUUCAAGUUAGUAUAUCCCGAUUUAAUAUACUGCACACAUUGAAAUACAUUUGAAAGUGUAUUUUCUGUUGAUCUGGUAAAAACUGCCAACUUUUUCACUAAUGCUAGUGUGGAGGAUGGUUUUGACCCACGCAGUGCCUUUUUGCUUAUGAUGCUUCACUUUUGGCUUCUAACUUUUGAUUUGUGUUGCUGUUUAACACAAAUGGCUUCAUGCACGUAAUUGUUCAGCAGGGAUGUUAUACAGAGACACACUGUGUAUCGGACAAGAAAGGUAGCUUACAUUUGAUGUUUGCAUUCACUUUUGUUGUUAAAAAAGUAGCCUACACAAGGAAAUGUCGGCUGCACAGCACAGAAAUUAUUGAAAACACCACAUUACUUAUAUGUACUGGCUUUGCAAUAUUCAUGUCGUGCAACACGGCACUUUUAGGAAACUAGAAGCUUGUAGUGUGUUUCUGUUGCUGCAUUUGAUACCUCUAUGAAAAGUUUACAGUUUGGACGAGCUGUAUUGGAUUUAGGAAGAGUCAAUUGCUGCCAUUAAUAUGAAUUUGAAUUCUAUGUUUAUACUGAAUAAGUUUCAGAAUGACAACACUUAAAGUGUCCAUUUGCAGGUGUAAAUGCUUGCUGCUGUUUAGUAAAUGCUUGCUGCUGUGUAAUAAAACGAGUGAAGAGAUUUGAACUCCUAGUUUCAUAGAUUAUUUUAUGCUCUGCAAUUUUUCAAAAUAAGAUUUGUCAAGAGAGUACACAAACCUGAUUCUAUUUUUUAAUUGUUUUACUAAAAUGUGUUAUUUUCCUAUUUUGCUGGAUGAUUUGACUGUCACACAAUAGACCACAUUUCACAGUAGCGUAUAUUGUAUAUUUUGUAAACAAAUGAUGAUCACUAUGGCUCUAGUUUUGUAUUAUCAGACACUCUUUCAUCUGAUGAUAAGAGAUUCCUACAAGCCACUACAUUUGACUUUUUUCCCCAAACGAGAUUGCACAAUGAUUUUGUCUACCUAAUUUUUGAUUGAAUAAAUAUUUUUUGUAAUUGCA
This is a messenger RNA of Syngnathus acus (greater pipefish), 6363 nucleotides long. RefSeq names its product cordon-bleu WH2 repeat protein (gene cobl). NCBI's taxonomy places the organism in Eukaryota, Metazoa, Chordata, Actinopteri, Syngnathiformes, Syngnathidae. The record is from RefSeq and is a predicted model, not a curated record. Gene Ontology annotation, molecular function: actin monomer binding. The coding region runs from base 284 to 4705 and encodes 1473 amino acids. The transcript has 17 exons. Gene Ontology annotation, biological process: actin filament polymerization; actin filament network formation. Gene Ontology annotation, cellular component: actin filament; ruffle; dendritic growth cone.